AGCCAAAGGAAAGUAUGAAAGAUUUUAACGAUCUCUACAAUUAGAUGUUGAUUCGGCCAAUCUUCUUCAGAUCCAUGAUGGGGUUUGGGUAAAUGGGUUCUGUGUAUUGCAGCGAAAGCUGUGGCCUUUCAGUGGCAAUCUCUCUGGCUGACAUGCAUGAAUGUGGAGCAACAAGAGUUUCCAUCAACGCCGGAGCGAUACCGGAAAAGAACAUCGGGUUGAAAACAGUGAAGAUUUCGCCCGGCUUCAGGAUCAACCCAGAUCUGCAUUUUGGUUAUUCAUGGAGGAGUUUUGCCAAGACAUGCCAUGAUGGAGAUGAAAUUGAUGUUGAUAGGAGAGGGUUUGAGACCUCGAGAAACAUGUCUAAAAUGAUCCAUGGUCUGUGUCCAAGAUUCCGCCACUCUCUGCAAUUCGGUUCUUCACCUACUCAUUCACAGAAUAAGGAAGCUAUCCAAAAUUGCACACCUCUUCUACGCCAAUUACCCAUCUCUUCUUCGCCAAAUGAAAGAAUCGGCAUUGCACCGAUCUAUCUUUAUCUCUUCGUCACCAAGGAGUUCUACACCGAAUGAAAGUUUGGAAUGUUCAAGAUUGCAAUAAUGCUUUAUUCGAUUGAAAUUAUUCAACGGUGCAAGAAUCCCCGAAAAUUUACAUAUUAAAUUUUUUUAUUCUAUUUUUAAAAUACAGGAGUUAAAAUGGUAAAUUUGAAUGUAAUUGGAGUCAAUGAAGGGGAUAUCAGUUGAUAGAAACGUUUCUUUCUGCGAUGCCAGAGCACGGGUAGAGCCAAGAUAGAUUCGUUUCCUUCUUAAACAUACGGGAUGCAACAUAUAUGAAGCAAAAAGCUAUAGUUAUAGGUGGGACCAUUGUCAGUGUUUUCAGAUUUCACCCCAAAUUUGGUGAAGCAGUAUAUGACUGCAUCCAAAGUUUACUUGGACAUUUUCAUUGAUAAAGUUGCUACCGUGAUAAGCAAGGGGAGUGUGUACUAGGGCUUGAUUCUAUGGGGCUUUGGAUGAAAAUCUAAUCUUCAUUAAAGUUAUGUGCUCUUGAAAAGAUGACUAGAUUCUAUGGCUCUGCUUUUUUGUCUUGCUUCACCUCUGCGUUUAUCUACUCUAAAGUGGUCCUGUUAGGUGUUUCUUUUCUUGAGCGUGAACGAAGGUAUGUUACGUUGGUUGGGCAUAAUGGUUAAAGGGAUAUUGGUUACUUUAUUGCUCGUGAGAAUGACUUUUAUUGAAGUUAAAUGCCUAGAAGAAUAUGAUUGUCAUCACUGGAAGUUACGAUUCCCAUAACUUUGCACCAAGGUUAUCAUUUGAGACUUAAUUCUCCUAUAAAAAUUGAACAAAUAGGUGGUCAAUCUGUGAUCACAAUAAGUGCUUAUGUGCUUCAUCCAUUUAGACACUAUAUUUGAUACUCUUUUUAUUGCAUUUCUUCUUAAAUUCUAGACUUUAUUCACUUUAAUACAUGAAUAUUGUUUUAAAAAUUAAUUCCCACCCCCUCGAGACAAAUAUAAGAAUUAUCAUUAUGGAUCAAUAUUUAAUAAAACACCUUGGUUCCCAAUGUCAUGGGAACCGGCCUCUUAAUAAAAUUAAUAUUUUGUGGCAGGACUUGAUUGCAGGUUUUAUCGAUGUUGAAGACAACCGAAUGUCGCGACUUGGAGAUAGUAUAUUCAGUUUCACGCCAAUGAAAAGAACACAUGAAGAAGAACCCGAUCUUGAAGAUGGAUACAAGUCGGUUACUUAGUUGAAGAGUGUCAAGAUCGAAGAAAAAUAAUAUUAUAUUUGAUUUGUUGAUGACUUUUGUUUUAUGGUUUGACUUACAUGGUUACACUACACCAUCUAAAAGUAUGUAGAUGAACUUAUGGUUUAGUCU
Messenger RNA from Cuscuta campestris, 1863 nucleotides. Lineage: Eukaryota; Viridiplantae; Streptophyta; Magnoliopsida; Solanales; Convolvulaceae. The record is from the annotation of a GenBank genome assembly.